This is a messenger RNA of Mollisia scopiformis, 1242 nucleotides long. Its product is annotated as putative extracelular cellulose binding protein. Bases 1 to 1242 code for a protein of 413 amino acids. The transcript is spliced from 2 exons. NCBI's taxonomy places the organism in Eukaryota, Fungi, Ascomycota, Leotiomycetes, Helotiales, Mollisiaceae. The record is from RefSeq and is a predicted model, not a curated record.
AUGAAGUCAAUAAUCUUCAAACUUCAGGCACUUGCCAUAUUAAGCAGCUUGUUUUGUACAGUCGCAUCAAAGCAUUGGGUACAAAACCAAUGUCAUGUACCAAUAAACUUGACGCUAUACAACAACACCAAACUUCCAGAUCCUUUCACAUUUGCAGGUGGAGGCGCAAAAACCAGCAACGCAUCGCAAUGGGAUUGUCGACGAAAACAAAUCGGUGCUCUACUCCAAAAAUACGAACUUGGACACCUCCCACCAAAACCAGCAUCCCUGACUGCAAACAUAACAACCAGCAAUGCCACAUAUUUGGGAACCAACUACACUACCAACAACCUGAACAUCCAAGUCACCGACCGCAACAAAACCAUCUCCUUCUCAGCCUCGAUCAUCUGGCCAACAACAGGUGAAGGUCCCUGGCCCGCAGUCAUAGCCUACGCAGCACCCAGUAUCCCCAUCCCCUCAAACAUCGCAACCAUCAACCUCGACAACGACGACAUCGCCCAACAAAACGACGCCUCCUCCCGCGGAAUCGGGAAAUUCUACGACCUGUACGGCAUCAAUGCCACAGCAUCCGCAAUGACAGCCUGGGCAUGGGCCGUUUCACGGAUUAUCGACGCUCUCGAAUCCCUCCCAAUCUCAGAAGCGAAAAUCAACACCACCCGCCUCGGCAUGACAGGCUGUUCUCGGAACGGAAAGGGAGCUCUGGUAGCAGGGGCUUUUGAACCUCGUAUCAGACUGACUAUUCCGCAAGAGAGUGGUUCGGGAGGAGAUGCGUGUUGGCGACUUUCGGACGCUGAGCAAGCUGCUGGAUAUGUUGUGCAGACUUCUUCCGAGAUCGUGAACGAGAAUGUCUGGUUCUCUACCGAAUUCGAUAAUUUUGCUCAGUAUAAGACGGAUCUAUUGCCGUUUGAUCAUCAUAUGCUGGCUGGUAUGAUUGCGCCAAGGGCUAUGCUGGCGAUUGAGAAUACAGCGUACGUGUGGUUGAGUCCUCAGAGCAGUUAUGGAUGUAUGACGGCUGCGAGGAAGGUGUGGGAUGCGCUGGGGGUGAGUGAUAGGAUGGGGUUUACGCAGGAUGGGAAUCAUAGCCAUUGCGCGUUUUCUGCUGAUCAGCAGCCUGAGUUGACGGCUUUCUUUGAUAGGUUCUUGUUGGAUGCAGAAGGGGUCAAUACCACUGUUUUCAAGACGACGAAUGAGACGUUUGAUGAGGCUCGGUGGAUUGAUUGGACGGUGCCAAAGCUGUAUUGA